Molecule: messenger RNA, 1640 nt
Organism: Amphibalanus amphitrite
Lineage: Eukaryota; Metazoa; Arthropoda; Thecostraca; Balanomorpha; Balanidae
Product: tubulin beta chain-like
Exons: 4
Coding region: 62-1408 (448 amino acids)
Biological process (GO): microtubule cytoskeleton organization; mitotic cell cycle
Cellular component (GO): cytoplasm; microtubule
Molecular function (GO): GTP binding; structural constituent of cytoskeleton; GTPase activity
Source: RefSeq, a predicted model, not a curated record
UCAUCACUCGGCCUGAGGCGGUCCGCAAGUGGUGUCGGCAGCGGAGCAGGAACACAUCGUCAUGAGGGAGAUUGUCCACCUUCAGGCCGGGCAGUGCGGCAACCAGAUAGGAUCCAAGUUCUGGGAGAUCAUAUCCGACGAGCACGGCAUCGACCCGACCGGCGCCUACCAUGGCGACUCGGAGCUCCAGCUGGAGCGCAUCAACGUCUACUACAACGAGGCCAGCGGCGGCAACUACGUGCCGCGCUGCAUCCUGGUCGACCUCGAGCCCGGCACCAUGGACUCGGUGAGGUCAGGACCGUUCGGGAAGCUCUUCAAGCCCGACAACUUCGUCUUCGGCCAGUCCGGCGCCGGCAACAACUGGGCCAAAGGCCACUACACAGAGGGCGCCGAGCUGGUCGACAGCGUCCUCGACGUGGUCCGCAAGGAGGCCGAGGGCUGCGACUGCCUGCAGGGCUUCCAGCUGACGCACUCCCUUGGAGGCGGCACCGGCUCCGGCAUGGGCACCCUGCUCAUCUCCAAGAUCCGCGAAGAGUACCCAGACAGGAUCAUGAACACAUACUCGGUCGUGCCAUCGCCGAAGGUGUCUGAUACCGUCGUGGAGCCGUACAAUGCCACCCUCUCCGUUCACCAGCUGGUCGAAAACACCGACGAAACGUUCUGCAUCGACAACGAAGCGCUCUACGACAUCUGCUUCCGCACGCUGAAGCUCGCGAACCCGACCUACGGUGACUUGAACCAUCUCGUCUCACUGUGCAUGUCCGGCGUCACCACCUGCCUCCGGUUCCCUGGUCAGCUGAACGCCGACCUCAGGAAGCUGGCCGUGAACAUGGUGCCCUUCCCGCGUCUGCACUUCUUCAUGCCGGGCUUCGCGCCGCUCACCUCUCGCGGCAGCCAGCAGUACAGGGCGCUGACCGUGCCCGAACUCACCCAGCAGAUGUUCGACGCCAAGAACAUGAUGGCCGCCUGCGACCCGCGCCACGGCCGCUACCUCACCGUCGCAGCCAUCUUCCGUGGACGCAUGUCCAUGAAAGAGGUGGACGAGCAGAUGACACAAAUGCAAGAUAAGAACACAAGCUACUUUGUCGAGUGGAUCCCGAACAAUGUCAAGGUUGCUGUGUGUGACAUCCCACCCCGUGGUCUCAAGAUGUCCGCCACCUUCAUCGGCAACAGCACCGCCAUCCAGGACCUCUUCAAGCGUAUCUCUGAGCAGUUCACCGCCAUGUUCCGGCGCAAGGCUUUCCUGCACUGGUACACCGGCGAGGGCAUGGACGAGAUGGAGUUCACCGAGGCCGAGAGCAACAUGAACGACCUGGUGUCCGAGUAUCAGCAGUAUCAGGAGGCCACUGCAGACGAUGAGGGAGACUUUGAUGAAGAGGAAGAUGAGGGUGAUGUCGAACAGGCCUGAAAACCUUGGAGGCAGCGCUGAGCUUCAUACUCAUAGCAACGUAAUCGUGGAUAUUUAUGACGAUUUCCCUAAGUUGACGUUCGAUGAAUGUUUGUUCUCAAGAAACUAAAAACGCGCAUUCCGUUUUACCACAGAAGUUCAGGGUUUAUUCUUGUCUGUUAUGAGUAUUAUUUUACGUUGCACGCGAUGCUGUGGUGCUCGGCUUCUUGGAUAAUAAAUAUAACUAUUCUUA